Messenger RNA from Jaculus jaculus (lesser Egyptian jerboa), 1576 nucleotides. It is a transcript of the gene Nxph4, whose product is annotated as neurexophilin 4. The record is from RefSeq and is a predicted model, not a curated record. Gene Ontology annotation, molecular function: signaling receptor binding. Bases 27 to 947 code for a protein of 306 amino acids. Lineage: Eukaryota; Metazoa; Chordata; Mammalia; Rodentia; Dipodidae. The transcript is spliced from 2 exons.
GCCCGACCCGCCGGGCCGCCCGGAAGAUGCGGCUGCUCCCGGAAUGGCUUCUCUUGCUCUUUGGCCCGUGGCUCCUUAGAAAGGCAGUCAGUGGCCAGAUCGCGGAGUCCGGAAGGCCACACUACCUAGAGCUGCGCCCCGCUGCGCCCGGAGGGGGAACCCCUGACCCACAGCUCCCGGCGCCCAGGUCUUCGGACGGCCUGGGCACGGCGGGCUCCUGGAGCUGGGCCUGGCCAGCUAACCACACGGGGGCGCUGGCCAGGGCCGGGGUGGCCCACAAGCUGCCGGUACAGCGCACCAAGAGGAAGCCGUCCAUCAAGGCUGCUCGUGCCAAAAAGAUCUUUGGUUGGGGGGACUUUUACUUCCGGGUGCAUACCCUCAAGUUCUCGCUGCUGGUGACCGGCAAGAUCGUGGACCACGUGAACGGUACCUUCAGCGUGUAUUUCCGCCACAACUCCUCGAGCCUGGGUAACCUCAGUGUCAGUAUCGUACCGCCCUCCAAGCGUGUCGAGUUCGGGGGCGUCUGGCUGCCUGGGCCCGCCCCCCACCCUCUGCAGUCUACGCUGGCGCUGGAGGGGGUGCUUCCUGGACUGGGGCCCCCUCUGGGGAUGGCAGCAGCGGGGCCGGGGCUUGGGGGUACACUCGGGGGCGCACUGGCGGGCCCGCUCGGGGGCGCGCUGGGAGUGCCUGGGGCCAAGGAGUCACGCGCUUUCAAUUGCCACGUGGAGUACGAGAAGACGAACCGCGCGCGCAAGCACCGCCCGUGCCUGUACGACCCAUCGCAGGUGUGCUUUACCGAGCACACGCAGAGCCAGGCCGCUUGGCUCUGCGCCAAGCCCUUCAAAGUCAUCUGUAUCUUCGUCUCCUUCCUCAGUUUCGACUACAAACUGGUGCAGAAGGUGUGCCCAGACUACAACUUCCAGAGUGAGCACCCUUACUUCGGAUAGCGCGUCCCCGACCCUGGCCCCAGAGCUCCCCACCAGAUCCCCAGACACACUAGGUGGAAUCCCUCCCUGUGUACCCCCUGCCCUGUGCCAUCCCCACUCCUUCCAGUGGGGGUGGGGGGCGGUGGAUGGGAACAGCCUUCCUAGGAACUGUCAGCUGGCAUGGUUCUCCAUUUCCUGAUGUGGAGUGCCCCCAUAAUGAGGCUGGGGUAGCCCCCUCAAGCAUACCCUGAAGCAAAGACUUUUAGAGCACAGCCCCAGAAUGGGUGGCUUCCCCAGAGCCCCCUACGACCACACUGGAUCCCCCUUUUGCUCCCUGCGCAGGGCUGGGCGCUCCCUUUGCCCAUAGCUUUAAUGAGUACGGCACCCUCUGGGGGGGCCUGACUUUCUUAACCCCCAGCGCUAGGCCCGACCCCGCCGCCGCCCGCGCGUCGAGACUAAGGCACUGAAGCCCCCGCCAGUCCCAUCCCUGUCUGCCUGCCGUGUCGUGUGCCAGUCCCCUUUCCUCCCAACCCCGCCGAAGCAAAACUCCCGAGCCAGGGGGCGUUGUGCCCAGGCCCCUGCGCGCUGCCCUCUCCCGCGGGUCCCUGCAAUACAGCUCCACCUGCCCUCUCCCGCCGCUUCCCCUCGGG